CUUGCUUUCACAUUUCCUUUCUCAGGGCCACAUGUACUAUUCUUCUUGGGCAAUCCAGGUGCCAAUCUCUUGCUCCUGCUUUGUGGGAUAGUUGUUCCCUUCUGGAUAGGGAAAGGAGAAAGAUUGGGGCAGGAUUCCUUUUGAAAAACACCACAUUAAACAUGAUUGAAGAAAACCAAAUCGGGCUGGUUUACUGCUAUCUAGGUGGCAGCUCUACUGCUUUGCUGAUGGUGGCUUGGGAACAUAUUGCAUAAAAUAACCUGAGAUUUCUUGUGCCUGCUAGUAUUGCUCUAUCUGAGUUGAAUGAAUACCCAUGGCUCAUUUGCAUUCAUUCAUUUAAUUGAUGCAAAAAUAUCAUUUAUCAAUUGACUAACACUUUGGAGGAACACUAUAUCAGCAUAUAACAUUUUCUUAAGUGAAAACUAAAACAUUUAAACAAUGGCAAACUCACUUUGAGCAAUUCUCCAUUUUUAUAUAUGAGACAACAAAAAUGGGCCAAUUUAAAGCUAAACAUACCAUUUUAUUUAGUCAUUUAUUAAAACUAUCUAUACUGUUCCCUUCAGCAAAAAAGACUCUUGGAGAACCUAUUACAAUUAUUAUUACUACUACAUUUUUAAAAUUCUAAUAGAGAUUGGCGAUAACCAAUUGAAGCAACUAUCAUAAAUGAUUUACAGAAAAUGCUACUUUACAAAUGCUGAAACAUAGUGAUAUGGCAGUACUAACAACUACCUUUUAAAAUGAACUGAGAAGUCAUGUGCAAAGUGUAUAUGGAUAGGCUCUUUGAAUGGGAGUUUAGGUUGCUGAAAGCCUGUAUGUUAAUGUCUAAACUGCAUUGUGAGCUGGAUGUUUGCUGUGAUGGCACGCCUGAGUCUUUGGGAAAAAAACUAUAGUAUUUGGUUUUACUCAGGGGCUACCUUCUGUUAAGAUCAAGGCCCUUAACAUACAGAGGCCCUUUAGGCAAGGUGAAAAGAUAACCAAAAUGAGUUUACUAAAAACAAGAUGAAUAAAGGAUUAACUCCACCCAGGACUAUUAUAAGAUAGUUUAGAACAAUACAUUACAAAAGGAGAUUUUGCUGACUGCAGUCAUCUCUCUGGAGUCUUCUGCCUCUGAUGCAAAGCGAUGGUUUACGAGCUGGUGCUCAUAAACUGUCUCAAUCUUCUUUCUUGUGAAGCUUAAGCUGGCCCAAAGCUGCUGUUGUCUCUGGGGCUGGUGGUAUAUGAAUACUGGCUGAAUGCAGGUGCUAAGGAUGCCUGUUUGGAUUGCUUUGACCUAGGAUUAUCAGACAAUGCCCAAGCCUUUAGUCUCUGUAGCUCUGCUUCAGAAAGAAGGAGGAGUCUAGCAAGAGAGCGCUGUACAGGCAAAAGGAAUAGACCAGCAAAGGAUGGCCUCUAGGGGGUUUUAUGCUCCACCCAAAAACUAAUAUAAAGGGGGGUAUCUACACUAUUGGGAAAACCUAUAAACAGGGAGAACUAAAGGAGACGAAAAGGCAGAGCCAAGACUUCACAUUUGCUUUGGUCUUCGUUUAUGUACUUAUAUGUACAUGAUAUACAUGCAAACAUAUACACACUAAUCCAUUUUUUCUCAGUUGUGUUUUUGCCAAUGAUGUAACUUGUAUGCAAAUUGAAGAAUAUUUUAAAACUUGCUCAUUGAAAGCAGCUCAUUACAAAUAUUCCCAAGGUAUUCGGAUAAUGUGCUUUGGGGUAAGGAGCUUCCUUAAUGAGGUUCAUGUGAAAAUUUAUUGUAUUUUUCUGCAAAGGUAUUGCCUUCAGUGGGUCCUGACCUAAAAAUAUAUGCCAAAUAAGAAUGUGUUUGGAGAAGAGGAACCCCCCCCCCCCCACACACACACACACAUCCCUUAAGAUUUCUGCGGGAAUUCAUAAACUAGCACUUCUGUUGCUAUGAAGUUGGAAGUGGUGAGAACUUUCCGCAGAGCACAAGUUGAAAGAGCCCAUGAAGUUCAGAAACAGGAAUGAGAAAUAAUUUUGUCCUUUAUUAUUUGGUUUUGUUGGUAGGUUCAAUGGUUAGAUUCCCCCUCCUCUUCCCAUUUCUUUUUCUGUUUUAAAAUAGCAAAACACAGUGUGAUGGCCACAUUACUUGAAUCUGUGAUUAUGUGGGACAACCUUACAAGCCAGGGCAAUCUGAAAAGGUACCAAGCCUACAUUGUCAAUUGCAAUUUGGUCAUGCCUAAAUUUGGCCUCACUCAUGUGGUGCUGGCCUCUUUCUUUUGAAGUCUAUAGAGUUAUAUGUCUGACUUUCUUAGUGACAGGUCACCAGUACAUUUAGCUUUUUCAAGUCCAGCAGCUGGAGGGCAAUUGUCAAACUCUGGGCUUGAGAUUUUUAAGCAUGUUCUGCAAAGAAACUUUCUGUCUGAUCCAGUUUUCCUUAUACAGUAGAGUCUUGCUUAUCCAACAUAAACGAGCUGGUAGAACGUUGGAUAAAUUAAAAUGUUGGACAAUAAGGAGGGAUUAAGGAAAAGCCUAUUAAAUGUCAAACUACGUUAUGAUUUGACAAAUUAAGCCCCAAAACAUCAUGUUUUACAACAAAUCGACAGAAAAAGCAAUUCAAUACAUGGCAAUGUUAUGUAGUAAUGACUGUAUUUAUGAAUUUAGUACCAAAACAUCACAAUGUAUUGAAAACAUUAACUACAAAAACAUUGAUACUAAAUGGCAGGUUGUGUUGGAUAAUACAGAUUGCUCAUCACAGCUAGCUUUUUUCAUUAAUUUUGUCAAACAUAGUUAUACUGUUUGAAAAACAUUUGAUUAAAUAAUCAGAACAAAAGUGUGCUUGGUAUAUGGUUCCAAGUGUGCUGGUGGUGCUGGUGGCUUUCAUUAGAGUACUGUAUUUAUAGAAUCAAUUUAUAUAUCUUGAUCACCUUAUGACAACUAUAGCCAUGCAUGAUCAUCGAUUGGUAUUAAUCACCUGGUAUAUCUAAUUUGUAGGAGUCAAAUAUGUAAAUAAUGAGUGAGUAAGUCAUUGAUGGUGUGAAGUCUUAUAUGUUAUGAUUAAUUUGUAAUGGCAAGUUACAUCAUAAACUACAGUGCUAUGAUAAAUAUGCAUAUGUGAACUACUCCGAGAAUUGUAUUCUACGAACCUCUCUUGAAAGGUUAAAAGUUUACCUUUUUUUAAAAGUUCCAUAUGUUCACAGAGACUGAAACUUUUCUUUGUUAUUUCUGCUUCCCAGUUUGGCAGCUGGGAAUUACUGUCCUGAGAAAAAGAACUGCUGAAAACAAUUACCUGCUUUUCCUCUCAAUCCUAUUUACUACUUUGUGUUUCUGGUUUAAUAGGUAUGUUAGAAGUGCCAGAGCUGUGAUUUGAAGCUGUAAAUAACCCUAUGAGUAAUUAUAUGAAGAGCUGAGGUCAGGGAAAAGGGUUUUUUUUUUCCUUUCCUAAAGUUUCUGCCUUUUAUUGGCUGGAUAACCACUCUAGCUUUGUCAGAGUGGCAGCUGGCAUUGGAUAGGCAAUAGGGUCUAAUUUUAAAGCACAUACAUUAUUAUCCAAGAGUUAUGUUUUGUCUCCUCUUUUCAUCUCUUUACAAUAAUCUGGACUGGAAAGACACAAUGAUUCAAAGUUACAGGACCCAUGUGUUGCUUGCCUGGAGAAUUGUUGAUCAUGGAAAACUCUCUUUUAUUCAUUGUAUUCAACAAAACUGACUUUUUCAAAAAUGGAACCACUUGGCAUGAUUAGAAUCUAUUAAACUACAAGUAAUUAAGAUCUCAUCGAGCAGUUCCCAUACUUUGGCUGUGCCAUACCAUCAGUCUAUUCUCCAAUGUGGUUUCUUAAGUUGUUGGAGGUGCAGAGUUAGUUUGUCUUGCCAAAUCUUAACAUGUAGAACCAAGUUUCUUCCAUCACUUAGAUCACUUAUAUUGUCUUUACGUAUUUUCACAUCAAGCUCAUCUAGUUUGAUGUUGCUCUGUUUCUUUUAACCUAUUGGCUAAAACUACUUAAUUUUUGAAGAAACAUGCAAAGAUUGAGCUACCGGUGAGACCAGAUGAUAACAUAGAAACCUUCAGGAGAUGGAUAUUCUGCCUUAGUAAUUUUCUUACUCAAGAAAAGCUAGAACUGAAGGCCAGAUGGUUUUUAGAUCCUGUUCAGUGCAGCUAAAUUUUCUAGCAUUCUAGACCAGUGGUUCUCAACCUGGAGGUGCCCAGAUGUUUUUGGCCUUCAACUCCCAGAAAUCCUAACAGCUGGUAAACUGGCUGGGAUUUCUGGGAGUUGUAGACUAAAAACAUCUGGGGACCCCAGGUUGAGAAACACUGUUCUAGACAAUGUUCUGAGGCCAUUCCAGGUGAUAUAUUGAUGCUUUUUUGAGGUUACAGAAGUGGAAAUGUAACGGUAUGCCUGGCUGGCUUUAAACUGGACCAUUACACUGUGGGCAAAUUGGAACUGCUGCCUAACAGUGACACUGAUGUUUUGUUUUUGUAAAGUAUAUUGUAGAUCUCUUAAUGCAUGUUAUCUGUAACUUCCCUUUCUGUACUGAUAUACUAAAAGGCUUUUCUAAACUUUACAGGUUUUCCUUUUCCUUUUCCCCUCUGUGUCUGCCCCAGAAACAGCAGCCAGGGUGAUUAUUUACAUUGCAAAAGGAAGAAUAAUUUGUUAAACUGCAAAGGCUAGCUGAAUUUUUGAGGGCUGUGGUCACUGAAGCCCAAAACCACAUCCUCCGGAAGUAUAGAUCUAGAGUUUCUUGCUGAGCCAAAUGGAGUGACUACAGGAAUGGACUCCAGAUAGUCAUCUUUGACAAAGAGCCAUGCAGUGCCCAAAUGAGGAGAUUUGGCAUCUGCUGAUCCUAUGGUCCUGGAACAGUAUGUGGUGGUAGCAGAUUACCAGAAACAAGAGAGCUCUGAGAUUAGCUUAUGUGCAGGACAAGUGGUGGAUAUAAUUGAGAAGAAUGAAUCUGGUUGGUGGUUUGUGAGCACAUUGGAUGAGCAAGGUUGGGUCCCAGCUACAUGCCUCGAAGUCCAGGAUGGAGUCCAGGAUGAAUUUUCAAUGCAACCGGAAGACGUCUCAUGGAGAUACUGGUCUCUUCCCAAACACAUGGGCCGCCGCCGGACUCUUGGGGACUUGUACAACAGUGGAUGGGGCCAAGAGGAGACGUAUAUGGUAAUUUACCCCUACACUGCUCGGGACCAAGAUGAAAUGAAUCUGGAGAAAGGGGCUGUAGUAGAGAUCAUCCAAAAGAACUUGGAAGGAUGGUGGAAAAUCAGGUAUCAAGGUCAGGAGGGCUGGGCCCCAGCAUCAUACCUGAAAAAGGGGAGUGGGGACAUGUUUACACCAAAACUGGGAUCUGCUUCUGCUCACUCAUAUGCACUGGAUCUGGAUGGAGUUUCUCGGCAGCAGAAUUCAGGAGGCCGGGACAAGGAUGGUUCAAACAACCAAAGAGAUGGAAGGUUUGAUGGCCGCCCAUUGCCAAAUGUGGACUUUAGGAGAAAGUCACCGAAGAUGAGGCAGAGACCUCCUCCUCGUCGAGAUCUCACAAUACCACGUGGCCUCAACUUGCCUAAACCACCUGUGCCCCCGCAAGUGGAAGAGGAAUAUUACACCAUUGCUGACUUCCAGACCAUUAUCCCUGAUGGCAUCAGCUUCCAAGCUGGACUGAAAGUGGAGGUGAUUGAGAAGAACAUGAGCGGUUGGUGGUAUAUUCAGAUUGAAGAGAAAGAAGGGUGGGCACCAGCUACCUUUAUUGAUAAAUACAAGAAAACGAGUAAUGCAUCUAGACCAAAUUUCUUGGCCCCACUACCAAGUGAAAUGGCACAGCUACGGCUUGGGAGUGAUACUGCAGAGAACAGCCCCAAUGGAGAACAGCUUGGGCCAUCCAGGCCUCUGCCUGACGCACCACCUAAUGGUAUAGACUGUGGAGCCAAGUGGAAAGGGAAUGAAGCUUCCAAGGGUGCAAUGCCUGAAAGCAGUGAUGCUUCUCUGUGCGUUGGCUAUGAGGAGAUCUGUGAUCGGGAUACAGAGGAGAAACCAAGCCUCCCUCCAAGGAAGGAGUCUAUAAUUAAGUCUGAAGAAGACUUAAUGGAAAGGCAGCGGUUGGAGCAAAGGCCACCUCCUAAGCCUCCUGUCAUGGGUUUGCCCGUAAUUCCCCCAAAGCAGAGCAUCCCUCCAAGGGACAAGAAACCAGAGCUCAAAACAGAGAAGGGGAAAUUGUUCCAAUUGAAAAAUGAAAUGGGAUUAGAGUGUGGACACAAAGUUUCUCCCAAGGAAGUCAAGAAGCCAAAUCUACGGCCUAUAGUCAAGCCAACCAAACCAAAAGUCGAGCCCCCAGAAGAUAAUAAAUCUGAGCCAGCCACGCAAAAUGUGUUCUUGAAAUCAAAACCUCAGAUCAGACCCAAGCCAUUGCCGGCCCCUAGGACAGAUUCUCCUCAGGCAGAUGAUAAAGUAGACAUUUGCAAUCUGAGGAGCAAACUCCGUCCUGCAAAGACUCAGGAGAAACCUUAUGACCAGGAAUCCAUAUCUAGUGAGAGUGCCUUCAAUAACAAUGUGCUUCCCAUAGAAUCUUCUGUGAGAUCUCAGGAAAGAUCAAAUACAGAUGCAAGGCCUCCAUCCAGACCAGAUAGCCAAGUCUUUAAGGAACCUCCUUUACCUAAAGUUCCCUUUGGCUCCCCAAAGAUGAGUGAGAGUGAGCCAAAGGGCACCUUUCUUGUUCCCAGAGAACCACCCCAGCGGCCUGUAGUACCACCUCGGAGGCCUCCGCCUCCUAAGAAAGCUUCUGUUCCAUCACCUACCUCUUCAUCUGUUUCUUCUCCAGAACAUAAAGCUCCACAGAGAGAAGUGCCUGAAGUUAGAGCUGCCCCUGUACCUGGGAGGCCAAUGUUGGUUCCACCAAAGGCCAAAGGUUUCCUACCAGCUCCAGGCCAAGAGGAUACCAAAAUGAAAAGUGGCUUAGGCCAAAAGGCAGUACCCAAGCCUUUGGAAAGGGAGAGAGCGUCCCUCCCCAUCACCAGUGCAGAUGUUUCCAAAGAAGCCCUCUAUGUGGCAGUGGCUGAUUUUGACGGAGAUGAGGAAACCAGCAGCUUUAAAGAAGGGACCUUGUUUGAAGUCCGUGAGAAGAACAACAGUGGCUGGUGGUUCUGCAAAGUUCUUGCUGGAGGGCCAUGUUGGGAAGGCUGGAUUCCUUCCAAUUAUCUCAGAAAAAAGCCGUAGUCCCUUCAUUGUCUUUAUUUUAAGUAGGAGGCCAACAUUCUCCAUUUUAGCAACAAAUAUUUAAUUAGCUUAUUUAUAGUUUACAUAAAGCUGGCUCUGAAAUUUAAAAAUAACAAUAAUUGGGAUACUAAACAUUCCAAUUUGUGUAUUUUCCAAAAGGGAACAGCAUGAGAGAAUUGCUCUUGUAUAGCAGGGCUCACCUUUUGUGCUUUUUCUUGAUAAGUCACUGCCUAGACAGUUUGGUAGGCAGUCCUAUCUCUUUAUCAGCUUCUGUCUGGUUUAGGGGAAAUUGGUCAAUCCCAGUACUUGCUGGUCUUUUUUAAAAAUCCUGUAUAGAUUCUGGAGUAAGUGUCAAAAUAGAGAGAUGGAGAUUAAAGAACAUUAAAAUAUGUUUUCAGCUUCAAAGUCUUGAAAAAAGAGUCUGUUUUUUGGCUUAACAAAGAAGCAACAUCAAUCCUACUAGCCAAAAAAGGGAAGUAACAGUGGGAAAGACCUUAAUUUGGACAGUUCUGUUCAGUGUCAUGUGCCAUAUAUCACCAUUAAAGAUGAAAACAAAUCCAUAGCACACAAAAAAGAAGAAAGGGAAACAUAGUAAUUAUUACUAUACUUGGGUGCGAGGAUCUAUCUAAGUGAUAAGAGAUUCUCUCUAGUCUUGUGCCUGUAUUGUUUGUCCCUUGUUUCAACCAUCCCUCUGCCAGUAUAGACAUCCUCUGUGUUGCAGCUGGUGUUAUGCAACACCUAUUUGGGUGUCAUGUGCACACUUGUGUUAGUGCCAUUCCUUGUGCUCCUUGCUGCACCAGCCCUUGUAUAGUGCUGGUGCAGCAAGUCUUUUAGUCUUAUUUCAGUAAAUAGCUUAUCAGCCUUUUAGUCUAAUUUCAGUAAAUAGAGAGGAUCCAGGAUCUGUCUGCUCUAGCUAGAAAGGGUCCACUCUUGAAAAGUGCCUCCUUCUCCCAAACCACAUUUUCAGGGAUUCCCUGCCCAGUCUCACACUUUGUCCUGUACAAAAGGGUUGGCCAAUCUUCUCUUUAUCAUUUUUAGGGAGAUGGUGAGGCUGUAAGGGAAGGGGGAAGGGGGUUGUUUACUUUCACCAGCCUAGUGACUCAAAUAUAAAUCUAGAUUCAACGUAUAGGUUACUCAUGCUGAUCAGCUGUGGGGACUUGAAUGGUAGAACAUGUUGCUGGUUCUUCGCUACCAUAUCCCACUGCACAUCUUUCCUAUCUGCACCUGCAAGUAGCUCUCUUCUGUAAUGUCAUACAUUUCCAGGUCUAGUAGUUACCAGUUGCCAGGAUGGUAGCCCUCUGAUGGGUGCUAAUAAUUUCUGUUGCAGGGUUUUCCAACCUGGAUUGUCCUGAAGCGGUUGUUCUCACAGUGGUGUGGACUGUCCUACUUCUCUUGCCCAGAAGAUAUAUGUGUGGAUACUCCUCUCUCAGUCAUGAAUCAUGGCAAUUUUCUGUAAUGUCAUGAUAGUGAUUCUCAUCCAAGGGAGAGUUGUGUCCAAAACUACCUUUUGAUAUGAAGGGACUUCUUAAAAUGUAUUUGCAGAAAUGUGCCCAUAUGCAGAAAUGUGCCCUUGUGUGUUUGCCGUUUGUUCCUUUUCAAUAUUUGUGGGAAAACCAAUUUCUUCUUGAGUAUUCCUUGUGUGUAGUUAAGGGACAAGCACAAGAGAAAUACAUUUGCAUGUGAGUGUCUUCAUCUUUGAAUUUUAAACACAAUAAAUUCUAUCACCUGACUUCAACCCUGGAUAUCUUCAAACCAAUCUAUAAUGCAGCUGAUAUUUUUUAAAGAUUUUCAGCAAUGGAAACCUGUAUGGAUUUAUCAUAUGUCUAGGAUGUGACUGAGGUAUAGAAAAUUUACCAUAUGCUUUGUGUUAUUAAGGCUCUUCUUUCAAAAAUAAUACACUUGUAUGUAUUAUUGUCCUGGAUUCAGAUAGAUUGGAUUCCCAUGGGCUGAUUCUCACUAAAAAUACUCAAAUUAAACCUACCUACAACGUGAACUCUUUCUUUAUAUGGGCUGCUUUUUAAGAAUGUUGAGACACUCAAAUUUAUUCCAGCUUUAAAUUUGCCUUUGAAAUUCACUACUUGAAGUUUCUGUGGUUGCCUUUUCCCCCGGGGAAUAGUUGUUUGGCUACUGCUCUGCUAGUUACUUUAAAAUGCUAUUGUAUUCGUUUUUUAUGCCCAUUCGAUAAUUAAAUCUUUGGUCUUUUUAUGGUCAAUAGUUAAGACUCAGUUUUGGAGGCCUUCAUGCCUGUGGGAGUAAUGAGACCCAAUCUUCAUUUCUCAUAGUUCUCACACUUCACUUCCCUCUUGAUACUACCAAAGCAAUCCUUUAACAAUCUGUUGCCCAGUAAUAUGAACUCAUUGCAUAAUUCACCUGUAUCUCCCUUCUACCUUAUUUGAUCUAUAUGUCAUAGCAACACUACAGCAUGCAUUCCAAAUAGCUUGAUACCAAAACAAGUGUUGUUAUACAUUUCUCCUCCUCCUGUCUUUCCCUCCACACCUUCCUGGGCUGAUUCUCUUUCUCAAAAGCCUUUCAUUUUCCACUUUCCUAAAUGUGAAGGCACCGUAGGGAAUUCUCUUACUGUAAACUUCUCUCCUUUCUGUUCUUGGUAAAAUCUUGGCAGACCUCAGGCUAAGGACCCUGAUCUGGUUUGUUCUCUGUUCUGCUUAAGCACUGUGACUGAAAAUAGUUCACAGGCAUACAUUGGUGCCUCAUGUUUUAUUAUUACCUGAAACACACACAAUGAUUCUGGACUGCCUUGUUGUGGGAGUAUGAGAAGAUGUGAACUGACAUUGAUAUCAAUGAUUUGUUUUCUUGUUCUGAAAGACAGGAAUGUCAUUCUAUAUUCCACAGCCUCUUAAUAUUCAAUUUGCCACCCAUUUACCUUUCACCCAGCCUAUUGACCAUUGUUGCAGUAACUUUGAGAGUAACUGUUGUUCAAUGUAACCUUUGAGAGUAAAUGUUGUUCUGUGUGGGGUUAAAGGACAUUCAGCCUCUUGCUUACCAAUGUGAGCUUUACCGCCUAACAUGUUCUGGCAAGGUGAAAGGCUGCCUAGAUGGCCUUACGCUCAUGUGCAGUCUUUUGUCUACUAUUAUGUAAACUUGUAUCAACCUGUAUGUAACCAAUGGGUGGGGUGGAGAAGGGGAGGGUGGGAUCGUGUAUUCUUCCAGCAUAAAAGGAUGAAGUUUGUUGUUUUUUAAAAGUAAAGAAAUAAAAAAUAGGCUUGACUGGUUUCAAGCAGAAUUGUUACAAA
Molecule: messenger RNA, 10392 nt
Organism: Anolis carolinensis (green anole)
Lineage: Eukaryota; Metazoa; Chordata; Lepidosauria; Squamata; Anolidae
Gene: sh3pxd2b
Product: SH3 and PX domains 2B
Exons: 9
Coding region: 4787-7141 (784 amino acids)
Biological process (GO): superoxide anion generation
Cellular component (GO): cytoplasm
Molecular function (GO): phosphatidylinositol binding; protein binding; superoxide-generating NADPH oxidase activator activity
Source: RefSeq, a predicted model, not a curated record